AGAGAAAGAUGGCCACGCUGUCACGUGCGGAGCUCCGCUCGUGGUCCCCGGGGGAGGACCGCCAGAGCGGAGACAGCUCGCACUCCGACGACGAGCCCUACGAGAAUGGCCAUAGUUAUUCCCUGGGCGGCGUAAGUCCGUCAGCGAAGUCUCAAAGGAGACGUGGCGGCGAGGGCGAAGACGCGGCCACGCGCGCCGCUCGCCGCGCGGCCUGGAGAGCGGCCAGGCUACGCUCCUUGGAACAGGAGGCAAUCGAGUCACAGAAAGUGAUAAAAAGCCUCGUGGGCCCAGCCAAUGAGAUCAUUGGCGAAGUGCCACCAAGGGACAAAUCUCCGUCCGAGAAAUGGCCUCUACCACGUAUCGCAUUACGUACAAAACCGGGGCCUAUACUAGCGGUGAAGGAGAAAGAAAAAUUGUUAGACGAGCGCAUAACACUUCGCACCGAGGAGUAUGUGUGCCCCACCACCGGCGAGACUAAAGUGCGGACAGUCGAAUACAUUGAGAAAGUGAUUGAAAAAGAGGUGGAGACAACGCAAGAGAAAAUUAUAUCAUUGGAAUUGACCACUAGUCCGAGUAGCGAGACGGCGCCAGACCUUGACGACGGUGGGAUGAGUUUAGGGGAGGUCGACGGGGCCGAAACCUCGCUCCAACCCGACAUAGUUCAAGUCGUCAACCCGCUAUUGGACGGCGGCGCCGGUCGCGUCACCACCAUCCCCGUGGGCCCUUCGCAACGCCUCACCGCAUACACCGACCAACCGCAGUAGAUCUCCGCACAUCGCACAUGACAUCGACAUUGCAACACUAUCCCGCGACUCGAAGUCGAAAACGAACUCGAUAGUAGAUUUCUUCAACGAAACGAACAGCGACAUGUCACUUAACGAGUUUCCAUCUACUUUAUGUAUUAUGAACUGUGAUAAUAACUUUAGAAUUCCACCGACUUCUUGUGUUACAUAAUGGGGCGACUUGAAGAAAUCCACCAACGAGGUACAUUUAUUAUGCAUUUUAUUAUUAUCACAAUUUUUAUUUUUUUAUUCUUAUGAUUUUGCGACGGAGAUUUUAGAAUUACGAUAAGUAACUUUCUAUUUUUAAAUAGAUCAUUAUUCUUGGAAUACUUUACGUAUUUAAUUUUAAUGAUGUUUUUCAUUCCGUGCAAGUUUUAAUGUUUGACUGUAGAUGAUGCUGUACCUGCUAUGAAAGUUAGGGGAUAUGAUUGAUGCUUCGCAACCUAAAACAUAAGGGUGCGAGUACAUGAAGGAUAUUGUAUUGUAAAUACCAUCGAUUUAUCGCAGUAUUAAAGCUGUCGGCUCAUUGUAAGUGUACAAAACGUUGGCAUCACAUGGUGACAGGCAACAUCGGUAAACUUGUCUUAUUUAUAAUAAUUUCUUAGUUUACUUUUAAAUCUACAUGUGCAUUGUUAUUAAUUCGUGCAGUAUUUGUGUUUACUGGUGUUCUAGUAUUUUUAUAAUUUAAUAAUUUAGCGUUUUUAGUUUCUAUAUGUAUGUGGUGCCUUAUUUUUCUCAAAUGGAUUCUAUGCAAUGUUCUUAUUUUAUUAUUUAAUGUUACAUUUUAAUCAGCAAUAUUUGAAUUUUAUUUUAUUUCAGUGGCAAUAUUUGUGUACUGCUGUACAAAAUUAAUUUAAAUUGUUGCAUUUUAACCAGAAGCGAAUAGCUGUAAAAAGUGAAAAUUGUUUAUCCUAUCUAUCGUCAUUAAUCUCAUCAAAAUGUAUAUUUCCGCUGUUGAAUGUAUGGAAUUGUAAUAGCGUUUGAUUCAUAUUUAAAUGGAUGAAUUUCGGUGUAACGAUUGAAAGAAUGUUUUUUAUGUGUGUCCUUUAUACAUUUCUAAGGCUCUGUAGCGAUAUGUGAAUUGUAAACUAAUGAAAAUAUUGUAUGUUUGUCCCAAUUAAAUGGUUUAAUAUAUAUUUUAAUAAAAUUAA
Molecule: messenger RNA, 1933 nt
Organism: Ostrinia nubilalis (European corn borer)
Lineage: Eukaryota; Metazoa; Arthropoda; Insecta; Lepidoptera; Crambidae
Product: protein scribble homolog
Exons: 5
Coding region: 9-764 (251 amino acids)
Source: RefSeq, a predicted model, not a curated record